Messenger RNA from Acaulospora colombiana, 2529 nucleotides. The record is from the annotation of a GenBank genome assembly. NCBI's taxonomy places the organism in Eukaryota, Fungi, Glomeromycota, Glomeromycetes, Diversisporales, Acaulosporaceae.
AUGGAAAGCACCACCAUCGUUCCUACACAGGAUUCUUUGACCUUAAAAAAGAAAAAGCAAAAUGGGCUCCAAAGACUUGGGAAUUAUGGGAUAAAUAUGGCGUCGGUGAAGCAGAUGGUUCGUACAAAGUGUUUUUACAAUAAUUAUGCAUUACUCGUAUAUAAUAAAAUUUCCCAAGCAGACAAGGAAAGCUUCCAAAGGUCCUUUGUCCGUCACGUGACCACGACACUUGCCAGAUCUGCUUUCAACGUUGAUAACUUCAGUGCAUACCAGGCAACUGCUCAUACUGUUCGGGAUCGAUUGAUUAAACGUUGGAAUGAUACACAACAAGUUCAUACCGAAGCCACUGCGAAACGUGUCUAUUACCUUUCACUGGAAUUUUUGUUGGGUAGAUCGUUAGAUAAUGCUCUUCUCAAUCUGGGACUAAAAGAAAGUUAUGGAGAGGGCAUCGAGGACUUGGGUUUCAGGAUGGAAGACGUCCUUGGCCAAGAAGUUGAUGCUGCUCUUGGUAACGGAGGUUUAGGUCGUCUCGCAGCGUGCUACAUGGAUUCUCUUGCUACAUUGGACUAUCCGGCCUGGGGUUAUGGGCUUAGAUAUACAUAUGGGAUCUUUCAACAAAGAUUAAAGGAUGGAUACCAAGUUGAAUUUCCAGAUUAUUGGUUAAAUUUCGAUAAUCCGUGGGAAUUGCCUCGCUUAGAUAUUGUUAUUGACGUUUGUUUCGGCGGGACGGUUAACAAAUACACUGAUGAAGUAGGUCAGGUGCGAUAUGUUUGGGAGGGUGGUGAGCCAGUUCAAGCUGUGGCCUACGAUGUACCCAUUCCUGGUUACGACACAAAUAAUUGCAUCAAUAUUCGUUUGUGGAGCAGUAAGCCGAAACGUCAAUUUGAUCUCAAGCGAUUCAAUGAGGGACAAUACGAACAGGCGGUCGAAGAACAAAUGAAGGCAGAAAACAUUACCGCUGUUUUAUAUCCCAACGAUAACCAUAUGGUUGGUAAAGAAUUACGUCUCAAACAACAAUACUUUUGGGUUGCCGCCAGUCUUUCAGAUAUAGUUCGUCGAUUUAAAAAAACCCAAAGGUCAUUUACCGAGUUUCCUGACAUGGUUGCUAUCCAGUUGAAUGACACCCAUCCAACUCUUGCCAUUGUUGAGUUACAAAGGAUCUUGGUCGACGAGGAGGGUCUUGAUUGGGACGAAGCAUGGGACAUCGUUACUAAUACAUUCGCUUUCACGAACCAUACAAUUCUUCCCGAGGCUAUGGAAAAGUGGCCUGUUCCUAUGUUCUUUUUACAAAAAGUUGAACAGACUUAUCCCGAUGAUCGCGACCUUCUGGCCAAAUUAUCAAUUAUUGAAGAAGCAACACCACAAUUCGUGAGAAUGGCACAUCUUGCUGUUAUUUUCAAAGACUUUGUUCGAUAUUUCGGUCCCGAGAAGUUUGAGAACAAGACCAAUGGAAUUACUCCUCGCAGGUGGUUACAUCAAGCUAAUCCUAAGUUAAGCAAAUUGAUUACCGAGAAACUGGGAAGCAAGGAGUGGCUAAAGGAUUUGAGAUUAUUGAAAAAUCUUGAAAAAUUUGUUGAGGAUAAAGAAUUCCAAAAGCGUUGGGUCGCAGUUAAACACUCCAAUAAGGUUCGCUUGGCGGAUUACAUCAAGGCUCAGACCGGCAUUUUGGUUAACCCAAAUGCUCUGUUUGACAUUCAAGUAAAACGAAUUCACGAAUACAAAAGGCAGUUUAUGAAUAUUUUGAGUGUUAUUCACCGAUACAACACGUUGAAAAAAUUGUCCGCUGAAAAAAGUUCUAAGGUGGUUCCUCGAGUUGUCAUCUUUGGUGGAAAGGCAGCGCCAGGUUAUCAUAUUGCCAAGCUGGUCAUCAAACUCAUAAACAGCGUAGCCGAUGUUGUGAAUAACGAUGAGUCUAUUCAUGAUAACUUAAAGGUGAAAAGUCGUGUUGUUUUUAUUCCCGAUUACAAUGUCUCUGUUGCCGAAAUAAUCAUUCCCGCUUCGGAUAUUUCUCAACAUAUCUCAACUGCUGGCACGGAAGCGUCUGGUACCAGUAACAUGAAAUUUGUUUUAAACGGUGGUUUGAUUCUUGGAACUGUCGAUGGUGCGAAUAUCGAAAUUCACGAAGAAAUUGGCGAUGAUAAUAUUUUCAUGUUUGGAAAUUUGGCAAAUAGAGUCGAAGACUUGAGACAUGCCCAUAGGUAUCGAAAUGUACAAAUGGACCCUUCAUUGCAGGCGGUGAUAAGAGAUAUCGAAUCGGGUCAUUACGGGGAUCCGCGUAUAUUUUCACCUUUAAUAAAUACCUUGACUAUAGGAAAGGAUUAUUACUUGAUAUCAGAUGAUUUCGAUUCUUAUCUUAAAACACAGGAUUUAGUAGACGAGGCCUAUAAUAAAAAAGAGGAGUGGACAGUUAAGAGUAUCCUCUGUACCGCUCGUAUGGGCAAAUUUUCGUCUGAUCGCGCCAUCAAAGAAUAUGCUGAAAGCAUUUGGAACGUUGAACCUGUACCAGUAACUGGUGUCAAAAUCAAUUGA